CCUGUAUACGAGGAGAAGCAAAAAGAUGUAUGUUGUACAAACGACUUUUCGAAGCAUACAAACUGCUGCAAACUGUCCACGCCUCACCAAAUUUGCUCUUCACGCUCCUAAGUUUGUAGAGGUGGAGUUUGACAAUGGUAGUCAUUACAAUUUGUCAGCAGAGUAUUUGAGAAUAUAUAGCCCAGCCGUUGAUAGUAAGAUCAGAUCAGUUGGUGGUGAGAAGGUCAUAUCUGGGAGGCGACAUGUGGGAAUCAUGUCUGCUGAACCUAUUGGAAAUUAUGGGAUGAGGUUAUUGUUUGAUGACUUGCAUAAGACUGGCAUCUUCACGUGGGACUACCUCUACCAUCUUGGGAGCGACAAGUUCACGCUCAUGAGAAAUUACAUCAAAACUCUAAAGAAACAUGGACUGAGCCGGGAUCCUCCCAGAAGAAAGUGAUUUUUGAAUCAACCCAUGAAUAUACUAAUAUUAUACAUCGAUGAUGGUUAGAAGACAAUAGAAUUGCACUACUUAUGGUUAGAGGACAAUCUUCUCACGCACUCAAAGUGGUAGGACAAUGACCACCCUCUUUAAGUAGGCUGUGGUAAGGCAUGGCAAUGACUAGUUCUUCAUAUCUGUCAUUUGUGCAGUCAAGUUUGUGGCAUAUUUUAAGCAAUGAAAUUCUGGUAUUUCAAAAGAAACUACAUUACAAAAAGCUGAAUUGCAUUGCAGUUUGAAAAAAGGAUCAAUGGACUUGAAAAAAUUAAUGACAUUCAUGGUUUCUUAAUCUUUCCCUGUAGAACCGCCAAAAUGUUCAUUCCAUUGCAUGAGGUUGUGCAACUUUUUGA
Nicotiana tabacum (common tobacco) is the source of this 825-nucleotide messenger RNA. RefSeq lists its product as uncharacterized. NCBI's taxonomy places the organism in Eukaryota, Viridiplantae, Streptophyta, Magnoliopsida, Solanales, Solanaceae. The record is from RefSeq and is a predicted model, not a curated record.